Messenger RNA from Capsicum annuum, 471 nucleotides. RefSeq names its product serine/threonine-protein phosphatase 6 regulatory ankyrin repeat subunit C-like. Gene Ontology annotation, molecular function: protein binding. The record is from RefSeq and is a predicted model, not a curated record. The transcript has a single exon. Bases 1 to 471 code for a protein of 156 amino acids. Lineage: Eukaryota; Viridiplantae; Streptophyta; Magnoliopsida; Solanales; Solanaceae.
AUGGAUCCAAUCUUGUACAGUGCUGCAAUGAGAGGCAAUAUCGGAGAUGCCUAUUUUAUACUUGUUGAUCAUUUGAAAAGGGAUGAAGAAAAUGGCUACCAAGUCACUCCAAAGGGAAACACGGUCCUCCAUGUCGCAGCUCUCUAUGGCCACUCCCAUUUCGUGGCAGAAGUCCUUAAGAUUACUCUGGCAUUGUUAUGCUGUCAAAACAAGAAAAAUGAAACUGCUCUUCACAUAGCAGCUAAUGAAGGGCACACUGAAGUAGUACGUGUGCUACUUGCACGUAUAGAAGAUCAUAAUACUAAGGAGAAACUCACGAGGAUGACGGAUGCUAGUGGAUAUACAGCCCUGCACAAAGCUGUGCGGAGCCAACAUCUAGAUGUGGUUAAGCUCUUGGCGAAAGAAGAUUCUGAAUUUGAAUUUUCGCCUAACCAUGCGCAGGAGAUGCCACUAUAUCUGGCCGCUGAAUGA